Messenger RNA from Polyodon spathula (Mississippi paddlefish), 5035 nucleotides. RefSeq names its product chloride transport protein 6-like. Gene Ontology annotation, biological process: transmembrane transport; chloride transport. Gene Ontology annotation, molecular function: voltage-gated chloride channel activity. Bases 45 to 2645 code for a protein of 866 amino acids. Gene Ontology annotation, cellular component: intracellular membrane-bounded organelle; lysosomal membrane. The record is from RefSeq and is a predicted model, not a curated record. NCBI's taxonomy places the organism in Eukaryota, Metazoa, Chordata, Actinopteri, Acipenseriformes, Polyodontidae. The transcript has 23 exons.
CAUGAUGCCAGUGCUGUUAGUCUCAGGAUGAUCAAGCAGUGAAGAUGGCGUGCUGCAGGAGGUGCCUGUGUUGCCAGUGCUGCUGUGGGGAAGGGGAGACCAGGACCCCCGAGGAACUCCUGCAGUGGACAAUCCUCGGGGAGACACAUGGAGAAGAUGAGAUUCUACCAAGGAAGGACUAUGAGAGUUUGGACUAUGACAGGUGCAUCAAUGAACCAUUCAUGGAGGUUCUGGAUGGCAUGGAUAACAAGAAAGCCAGGAAGUAUGAAGUGGUGAAGUGGGUAGUUGUGUUUGCAAUUGGAGCCUGUACUGGGUUGGUAGGGCUGUUUGUUGAUUUCUUUGUACGUCUCUUCUCUCACUUGAAGUUCAGCGUGGUUGAAAAAUCUGUGGAGGCGUGUACUGAAAAGGGCUGUCUUGCCCUGUCUCUACUAGAACUUCUAGCUUUCAAUAUGACCUUCAUCUUCAUAGCCAGUGUUCUGGUUCUAAUUGAACCAGUGGCUGCUGGGUCAGGGAUUCCUGAGAUUAAAUGUUACCUCAACGGGGUGAAGAUUCCUGGAAUAGUCCGGCUGCGCACCUUCCUGUGCAAAGCUGUGGGGGUUCUCUUCACUGUAGCUGGAGGUCUGUUUGUGGGAAAGGAAGGUCCAAUGAUUCAUAGUGGUGCUAUAGUAGGAGCUGGGCUGCCUCAGUUUCAGAGCAUCACCUUUAAAAAGAUCCGCUUCAACUUUCCAUACUUCCGCACUGACAGGGAUAAGAGGGAUUUUGUCUCCGCUGGGGCUGCGGCUGGGGUUGCGGCUGCUUUCGGAGCUCCCAUUGGGGGCACGCUGUUUAGCCUGGAGGAGGGGUCUUCCUUCUGGAACCAGGAGCUCACAUGGAAAGUGCUCUUCUGCUCCAUGUCUGCCACUUUCACUCUGAAUUUCUUCCGCUCUGGGAUUCUGUAUAACAGCUGGGGUUCUUUUCAACUACCAGGGCUGUUGAACUUCGGAGAGUUUAAGUGCUCGGAUUCGGAUAAGAAGUGUCACCUGUGGACCGCGGUCGACCUGGCCUUCUUCGUUGUGAUGGGGAUAUUCGGCGGUCUCCUGGGAGCUUUGUUCAACUGCUUGAACAAGAGAUUAGCCAAGUACCGCAUGAGGAACGUUCACCCCAAAGCAAAGUUUGUCAGGGUUCUGGAGAGCCUGCUGGUCACCAUGGUAACCACCAUAGUGCUGUUUGUUGCGUCCAUGACUUUGGGAGAAUGCCGAGAUCUCUCGCCCCCCACCGACACUGACAACGCCACGCAUGUUUCCAACUCUGAGGAUGUGAACUCCACCAUCAAAACGUUCUUCUGUCCCAACAAAACGUACAAUGACAUGGCCACACUGUUCUUUAACCCACAAGAGGUGGCUAUUCACCAGCUCUUCCACCAAGACAGUACCUUCAGUCCAGUUUCCUUGUCUAUUUUCUUCGUGCUGUAUUUUCUGCUGGCUUGUUGGACCUACGGCAUAUCUGUACCCAGUGGCCUCUUUGUGCCGUCCCUGCUGUGCGGAGCUGCCUAUGGUCGGCUAGUAGCGAACAUCCUGAAAACCUACAUAGGGAUGGAUCACGUUUACUCCGGGACCUUUGCCUUGGUUGGCGCCGCAUCGUUUCUUGGGGGUGUGGUCAGGAUGACCAUUAGCCUCACUGUCAUCCUGAUUGAGUCAACCAAUGAAAUCACCUACGGACUCCCCAUCAUGAUAACCCUCAUGGUAGCAAAGUGGACUGGAGAUUUCUUUAACAAAGGAAUAUACGAUAUCCACAUAAAGCUAAGAGGAGUCCCGUUACUGGAAUGGGAGACUGAGGUGGAGAUGGAUAAGCUAACAGCUAGCGACAUCAUGGAGCCAAACCUGACCUAUGUGUACCCUCACACCCGCAUCCAGUCUCUGGUCAGUAUUCUGCGGACCACGGUGUACCAUGCCUUUCCGGUGGUGACGGAGAACCGGGGGAACGAGAAGGAGUUCAUGAAAGGGAACAUUCUCAUCAGCAACAACAUAAGAUUCAAGAAGUCAAGCAUCCUGACCCGGGCGGGGGAGCAGCGCAGGCGGAGCCAGUCCAUGAAGUCGUACCCCUCGAGCGAGCUGCGCAACGUGUGUGACGAGCUCGUCGGCACCGAGCAGGCAGAGGAGGCAGAGGACAUGCUGCAGCAGAUGCUGGAGAGGAGACAUGUCCCCUAUCCCAACCUGUACCCUGACCAGUCCCCUAGCGAGGAGUGGACCAUGGAGGAGCGAUUCCGACCUUUGACCUUCCACGGCCUGAUCCUGCGAUCCCAGUUAGUGAACCUGCUGAUCAGGGGAGUCUGUUAUGCAGAAAACCAGUCGAGUGCGACUCAGCCUCGACUCUCCUACACUGAGAUGACGGAAGACUACCCUCGGUACCCAGAUAUCCAUGACCUGGACCUCGCGUUGCUUAACCCACGCAUGAUAGUGGAUGUGGCGCCAUACAUGAACCCUUGCCCCUACACUGUCUCCCCAAACACCCGCGUCUCUCAGGUGUUCAACCUUUUCCGGACUAUGGGGCUGAGGCACUUGCCUGUAGUCAAUGCUGUCGGAGAGAUUGUUGGAAUAAUCACAAGGCACAAUUUAACCCACGAGUUUCUACUAGCAAAACUGAGGCAGCACUGCAUUACAAUCUGAAUCAUCUUGACUCCGGGUUUCUGAAUCGUCCUGUUUAGCUGGAGUGCCCUCGCUACUCCAGGCAGAAUUUGGAGAAUUUCCAGCGAACCCCAUUUCCAGAACAAGUCUGAUGGCUCCGACCAAGGAGGAACCCCAGUCCGAACUUCAGCACUGAAAGUCUGAAGUACACCCUACACUUUUAAGAGACAUUUAUAACUACACAAUUUUAGUUGGAUAAAUAAUCUGGGUCUGUAGAAGGCCUGUAAGUUAACUUCUGGUAUAAAUAAAUACAUAUCAGAAAAGCUCAACUCUUAAGCCAUACCUUCAAAAGUGGGGUGCAGUGUGUACCCCACGCACUGUAAAAGAGAUACUUAAUGAAUCAGUAUGGGGGGGCUGAGAUGUGACACUAAGAUCGUUCCCAAUCCACCACUGUAAUGAGUAGAUCACCAUCUCUCUGUCCAUUCAUACAAUCAAGGGUAAAUUACAUAUAAUCACUGUCCACUGUACAACACAAGACCUACCAUCAUAGGGGGAAAAGUUCUCAAAAUCCUUUCCUUGCAACAUUACUGUGCUACAGCACAUAAGCUAGCCCCUGCUUGGGGGGGGGUGGGGGCUCAUGCAUUUUUUGCACUCCACCCUUUCAGUUCUGGGUGUCUGUUUUGUGUCAUUUUAUUUUUAUCCAGCACUUAAACUUUAAUUUUCUAAGUCUUUUUACAAGACAAGGUAGAAACCGAUAUUGAUUAACUUUAAAUCCACUCUCAGUGCACCUCUAUGUUUUGCUAUCUCAAAAAAUUCUAAUCAUGAAAUAUCGAGGGAAUUUGUGACGUUAUAUAACUGUCACUGGUCUAACCCUAAAUUAACUGGGAAUUAUCGAAUCGUGAAAUAACCACACAGUCUCUGCUUAAUUUGACAAAGCAGGAGAAAUAAUUGUUUUCCAUAGUGGAGUAGAAUUGUCUUGAGAAUGGAGCGGUAUGUUGAUCGUUUGAAAAGUGGAGGUCGACCCGAGGAGUAGGAAUGGGAUGGAAUUAUAUUUAGAAGAAUAAUCUGUACUCCCACUUGACUGCACCAUGUCAGGAUUUCGUAAGCACAAGAUCUUGUCAUCAAAGCAACAGUCCCCACAGAAGGGAAUUUUUUUAAUACAAGUCGAGUUGCAGAUUAAAAGGCAAUUGUAUUGAAAGGCUCAAGCUUGAUCACCUGUUAGUGUUUAAUAGAUGCCCAUCUUUGAUGUACAGUGCCUGAAGCAUAUUGGGUGUGCAAUCUGUAGUGCUUGUGUUCUUAGCCCAUGUCCCAGGUUAAAUCCUAUUAUUUAUUGGUUUUGUCAGUGUGCGUGGAAACCCUGACAAGACCUGUACUGCACAUCCCUGUUAAAGGAAUCUUCACCGCCUUGCAGGAAGGGCCUUGUUAGACAUCUCGAUACAAAAUAAGGAUCGAAAUUGAAUUUCCGUGUGAAAUUAUCUUGAAACAGUCAAAAGCCUCUGUGUAUCCUGGGCUGCAAAUCUUGAAUGAAUUAGGGUAAUUACUAAAAACCACUAGAGCUUUUUUUUUUUUUUUUUUUUUGUUUUUUUUUUAUAUAAUGCAAUUGUGCCAGCCGUGCACAAGACAAGCCAGUUUAUUAGUGCAUUUCUAUAAAUUAGUUUUUACAUUUUUUACACACAGACCUUGGUUAACUGGAAACACUAAUUGUCUAGAUCCUUGAAGCAUUUUGCAAAUGUGUGCUUUAUUUAUUUUUAUCCAGUUAUAUCACAUGUCCUAAUUAUAUAUUCAUAUUAUUGCUGAAAUAUGUAGACCGUUUAUUAAAUGAUUCAGCUGUCUUGUAUUCUCAGAUGUAAUCAUCUGUGUGUCUCUCUCUCUCUGUCUUGGUCUCUUAUGUCUGUAUCAAUGCUACAUUAUCUUCAAGCACUAGAAAAAUCAGUUUCUUUAUCAUAAAUUGAAUUUCAGUGUGUAUUUUCCCCAAUGGUCUGCAUUACGUGCGUUUGCAAUAUGGACAGUCUUAUUGCAUAGGAAUAAGACAAGAAAAAGUUGAGAGAUGUUCUAUAUAGUUUUUUCUUGAUAGUAGAAAAAAAUUAUUUCCAAUCCAGCCCUGUAUGGCAGUACCUGUAGUACCAUAAUUUAACUGUAGGUGUUAUACCUUAAAGUGGUACCUUGUGUACAUGUCUAUCGCCAGUGAUAUAGACACGGCUUUAUGUCAUUUCCACGUGGAGCUAUGAAGUUGAACUGAAGAGGGAUAAUGCAUUUCAAAAUAAACUGUUCCCUUCUUCCACAUCCUAAACUUCUCAGCUGAUGAUGCCAGCAUGCAGUAUUCAAUGCAUUAUAUUAUUCCUGAAUUAUGAAACCCAUGUUAAUCUUAUGUAUUUGUGCAUUAUUAUUUAUUUAUUUUACACUUUGGAUUUGUGUGUGUGUGUGUGUAUAAU